This is a messenger RNA of Guillardia theta CCMP2712, 1497 nucleotides long. RefSeq lists its product as hypothetical. The record is from RefSeq and is a predicted model, not a curated record. The transcript has 6 exons. The coding region runs from base 1 to 1497 and encodes 498 amino acids. Lineage: Eukaryota; Cryptophyceae; Pyrenomonadales; Geminigeraceae.
AUGGCGGAGAACUCGGGCAAUGGCAGACCAGUCUCCAGUGUAUCUGUCGUCGAGUACUCAAGGCCGAGCUUCCUCAAUUUCCUGGACAGGGCGCAGUGGGGAUAUGCCUUAUUCGAUGCUGGUUGCUGGGGAUAUGCCUCCGUUACCAUCUCUACAUUAGCUCCCAUCAUCUUCGUUCGUCGAGUGAGGGAGUCCACCCCUGGAAGCACAAGUGGUGAAGGAAUGAUGCCCAUGGGAGCGUCGUCGUUGAUAUCCAACGCGGGAAAAGUGCUGUCGUUCGAUCCGAGGAACCUGACGGAGAUCGAGGAGGUUGAAGAGGAAGUGAUGAGCUCUUUGAAACUCGGGGACGCUUCUGGAAGUUGGGUUUUCAUGGUGGCGAUUUCUACGUUGAUUGCCGGAAUUCUUUGCCCGAUUCUAGGAGCACUCGCCGAUCGGUACUCGGCCAGGAAGCUAAUUACCUACACUACAUCCGCCCUCUCUAUCGUUUUUUUGACUAUGUUUGCCUUUGAAUCUCGAAGCUCUGACGCGCGAGAGAUUCUCUUGGUCAUUGGCAUUGCAAUGACGUUGACGUCAAUCAUGCAUUGCUUCUACAACAGUCUGAUCAUGUUCCUCUCGGGCAGAGAGGACAUGGUGAAAGUUGCUUGCUUCCAAUGUUUCAUCGGCAAUGUGGGGAGUGCAAUCUUGAUGGUUGCCUUGGGUAUGUCAGACAUGGAGAAGCGGGAGUUGAGUAGGGACUACAUCAUCUUCUGCUUCGUUGUAAGUGCGAUAUGGUUUGUCCUUCUGGCCAUCCCCAUGUGGAUUUGGCUGAAAGAAGAAGACGACGAUACUUACCUCGCGGGCACUUCACUUGCGGAUUCGUUGGUGCUCUCAUGGAAAGAGACGCUUAUCACGCUUCAAAACAUUGAGAUGAUGAAGUUUUUGGUGGGCCUCAUGCUCUUCAACGAUGCAAACUCAACUCUGCAUGCUGUUUAUCUUGUGUACGGAGCACAGAUUGGGCUGCCCGUGCAUGCGCUUGUGCUCGGGGCUGUCUUCUACAAGGUUCUUGGUGCUGUAGCAGCCCUUGCUUGGCUUGGGCUGGCGCAGUACGCUGAGGCCAAGAUCUGCUUCAUGGCGUGUAUCGUCCUUACCAUCAUCUCGAUCAUCAUGUGCGCCUGGAUGACGAAUGUGGCGGACUUCUUCUUCGUCAUUAUCAGCAUGACCACGGCGGGAUCAGGAGCCUUCAUCUUCAGCAAGGUGUUGAUGGGGUCGCUCACCCCCAAGGAGAAGGCUUCCCACAACUUUGGGUUCAUGGGGAUGAUGAAUCGCGUCGCUGGUUUCUUCGGGCCGUUGCUCUUUGCGACUCUGACGUUCGCGUACGAUGAGAAGGCAGGGUUCAUCGGGCUGGUUGUCAUGGCCAUCGCAGGGCUCUUCGUCCUCUCGUACGUGGACUUCGAGAAAGGUCUGCAGUAUGCAGAAGGGUACCAUUACAGCCAUGAGGAAGAGGAGAAAGUAGUCUAG